Messenger RNA from Cololabis saira (Pacific saury), 1439 nucleotides. RefSeq names its product V-set domain-containing T-cell activation inhibitor 1-like. The record is from RefSeq and is a predicted model, not a curated record. Gene Ontology annotation, biological process: cellular response to lipopolysaccharide; T cell costimulation; negative regulation of T cell proliferation. Gene Ontology annotation, cellular component: external side of plasma membrane. NCBI's taxonomy places the organism in Eukaryota, Metazoa, Chordata, Actinopteri, Beloniformes, Belonidae. The transcript is spliced from 5 exons. Bases 320 to 796 code for a protein of 158 amino acids.
UAUUUACUUCUCUUUCCACAUCCUGUUCAACUCUGUCUGUCUGACUGGAUUUUACUUCCCUUUUUCCACAUUUUUUAAUCCUUUUCUACCUGGUUUUGGUCAUAACUUAAUCUUCAGAAUGUCCUGGGUGAAUAAUCCUGCUGAACUUUAACUGGAAGUUUUAAAAGGAUCCUGAAACACAAAGUGAAACGAUGACUAAGUUUCUGCCUACGAGACGAGACUGGCUGUUACUGGGACUCGAUGGGAUUCUGAUGGUUCUGGUUCAGAAAACACGGCUCCAGAACUCCAGAACUCCAGAACUCCAGGACUCCAGGACUGAAUGUCUGGAAGAUUCCUACUUCUGGUGCUGCUGGUUUUCUGCCUCAACUCAGUGAGCUGCCUGGAGUCAGUUGAAGGUUUUGUUGGAGGAAUCAUCAUACUGCCCUGCAUCUACGACCAGCCCCUACCAGCAGAGGUCAACGCCUUCUGGAGGGACAAAAAUGACUUGUCUGUCCUGGACAUCAAUAAGAGUUCACCAGAUUACAAUUUUCAGGGCGAGACGUACCGAGGUCGAGUGUCCAGCUUCACUGAUAAAUACAAGAACGGGAACUUCUCCAUCCUCAUGACGAACCUGCAGAAGGACGACACGGGCAGAUAUGAGUGUUACGUCAAGACAGUGUCGUACCGUAAGAUAGUCGACCUGACGGUUUCAGAUAAACCUGCAGUAACAAAAACUGAUCGUCCAUCAAGUGGAGCAGCAGGACUGAAGGAACUCCCACUGGUCGUCCUCUCUGCUCUCUGUCUGCUGCUCUGCUGAAGAAAAAGAAGAAGAAGACGUUACUUUGAACUAUCACUGAAGAACCCGGCCUGUUACACUGGGUUCAAUCCAGUUACUUAUAUGGACGUUAAAUCAUGUAACAAAACACAUAAUUCAAUCUGAUUAUUUAGAAACCAAACAUAAUGAUGUAGGAUUUUAUCUGCCGUAAUCAAAAAUAAAUGAAGGAAUAGCUGAUUAUACAGAUAAUGAUCCUUCUGUUUGUUAAUUAAUUUAUCCGUUACUGCUUUUAUUUGGACUUCUCAUUAUAGAUCUAUAUAGAUUAUAUAGAUCACUUUAUUUAUCCAAUGCAAAAGGAGUUUUCCAUAAGACCUCCCUAGGGUGGCGAACCAAAGACUAGAAAUGCAGCUGUAAACACUUUAUUUAUUGUUGCUAUUGUGAUAUCUGUGAUGUUAACGACUGGCCUGCUGCCUUAUGAACUCUUUUAGUUAUUUUGUCUCAACCUAGAGAGAUUCUUUUUUUUACGAUAUUAUGUUCUACAUUUGGCCUAGUGGUUGCAGAGGAGGGCUGGAGUCUGGAGGACCCAAGUUCAUCUGCAUCCGCGCACUGCCGGUGCGUUCUUUCAUUCUGCAUAUUUCCUGCAUGUGAGCAGCAGCAAAUAAAUAAGCCAGCAAGGCUAAAUGUG